Messenger RNA from Sclerotinia sclerotiorum 1980 UF-70, 1662 nucleotides. RefSeq lists its product as hypothetical. The coding region runs from base 1 to 1662 and encodes 553 amino acids. The record is from RefSeq and is a predicted model, not a curated record. The transcript is spliced from 2 exons. Gene Ontology annotation, molecular function: flavin adenine dinucleotide binding; oxidoreductase activity, acting on CH-OH group of donors. NCBI's taxonomy places the organism in Eukaryota, Fungi, Ascomycota, Leotiomycetes, Helotiales, Sclerotiniaceae.
AUGACUACCGAUCUUUUAUCUUCAUCACAAGUCAAUGACUUUGACUAUGUCAUUGUUGGAGGUGGAACGGCAGGAUGUGUUAUUGCUAGCAGACUUUCCGAAUAUUUACCCAAUAAGAAGAUUCUUAUGAUCGAGGGCGGUCCAAGUGAUUUCAAUAAUGAUAAAGUAUUGAAGCUCAAGGAAUGGCUCACGUUACUUGGUGGAGAGUUGGAUUAUGACUAUGGAACCACCGAGCAACCAAAUGGAAACUCAUACAUUAGACACUCACGUGCUAAGGUUCUUGGAGGCUGCUCUUCUCACAAUACCCUGAUAUCAUUCCGUCCAUUCGAGUAUGAUUGUCAAAUUUGGGAGAGUUUAGGAUGUAAAGGAUGGGGAUUCAAGACUAUGAUGCGUCUCAUUGAUAACCUCCGCAAUCAAACCAACCCAGUUCAUCCACGUCACAGAAAUCAAAUUUGCAAGGAUUGGGUUCAAUCUUGCUCUACUGCCAUGGACAUUCCCAUCAUCCAUGAUUUUAACCACGAGAUCCGUGAAAAGGGUGCCCUCGAACAAGGUGUAGGUUUCUUCUCAGUAUCCUACAAUCCAGAUGAUGGACGAAGAAGUUCCGCAUCUGUCGCUUACAUUCACCCAAUUCUCCGGGGAGCCGAGAGUCGACCAAAUUUGACCAUCCUUACCAAUGCAUGGGUCAGCAAACUCAACUUCGACUCCAACAAAACCGUCAAGAGCGUAAACGUCACCUUGAAAUCCGGCGAGAAACUCACCGUCUCUCCCAAGACCGAAACUAUCCUCUGUGCUGGCGCAGUCGAUACCUGUCGUCUCAUGCUACUUUCUGGAGUUGGCCCCGCCCAACAACUCAAAGACCUCGGUAUCCCCGUCAUACACGAUCUUCCCGGUGUAGGGGAAAACCUCAUCGACCACCCAGAAUCCAUCAUCAUGUGGGAACUCAACGCCCCAGUCCCACCACAAACAACCAUGGACAGCGACGCAGGGAUAUUCCUCCGUCGAGAACUCCCCAACGCCGCCAAAAACCACACUCACCCAGAACUCAACCCUAAAGGACUCCCAGACGGCACCAUCGCAGACAUCAUGAUGCACUGCUACCAAAUCCCCUUCUGUCUCAACACCGCUCGUCUCGGCUACGACGCCCCUCUAAACGCCUUCUGCAUGACCCCCAACAUCCCACGUCCCAGAUCAAGAGGACGCAUCUACUUAACCUCAUCCGACCCCUCCAUCAAACCCGCCCUCGAUUUCCGCUACUUCACCGACCCGGAAGGCUACGAUGCAGCCACCAUCGUCGCAGGUCUCAAAGCCGCCCGCGAAAUCGCAAAGAAACCUCCCUUUUCCAACUGGCUCCUCCGCGAAGUAGCUCCCGGUCCCGAAAUCCAAUCCGACGAGCAGCUUUCAGAGUACGGGAGAAAAGUAGCUCAUACCGUGUAUCAUCCUGCCGGAACGACUAAAAUGGGCAGUGAAGAGGAUAAGAUGAGUGUGUGUGAUGAGAAAUUAAAGGUUAGGGGAUUGAAGGGAGUGAGGGUGGCGGAUGCGGGGGUUUUUCCUACGAUGACGACGAUUAAUCCCAUGUUGACUGUUUUGGCGAUUGGGGAGAGGGCGGCGGAGAUGAUUGCUCAGGAGGCGGGGUGGAGGGGGAUGGUGGAACCGAGGUUGUAG